This is a messenger RNA of Capsaspora owczarzaki ATCC 30864, 1966 nucleotides long. Its product is annotated as propionyl-CoA carboxylase. The transcript is spliced from 3 exons. NCBI's taxonomy places the organism in Eukaryota, Filasterea, Ministeriida, Capsasporidae. The record is from RefSeq and is a predicted model, not a curated record. Bases 14 to 1945 code for a protein of 643 amino acids.
ACUCACUACGAUUAUGACAGAAAGCAACAUUGUGCGCAUUGGAACCGGCGCCGGAUUCGCGGGGGACAGGCCGCUGCGGGCGCUGGAGCUCGUCCUGGCCCAGCAGGUGGCAGCGCAGCCGUUGGACUACCUCGUGCUCGAGUGCCUGGCUGAACGGACGCUGUCGCUGCGCUACCGAGCCAUGCAAUCGGGCGGCGUCGGAUACGAUCCCAGAGUCGCAGAGUGGAUGCGCGUGCUGCUUCCUGCGACCGCGAGCAGCUCGACCUGCAUCGUCACCAACAUGGGCGCAGCCGAUCCCAACGGAGCAGCACUGGUCGUUCGCCAAGUCGCGCAGUCGCUCAACUUGCCGCCGUUGCGCAUCGCCGUUGUGGGGGAGAACUUUGCAGUGACUGCAAACGAGACACCAGCCACGACUACUUCUACUACUGCUACUACGACACCACUCAUCUCGAGCACAUACCUGGGUGCAGAUGCAGUGCUCGCGGGUUUGCGAGCUUUUCCGAACGAGAAGCCGCACGUUGUGAUUACAAGUCGCGUUGCCGACCCAAGUCUGUUCGUCGCGCCAGUGGUGCACCACUUUGGAUGGUCGCUGGAUGACUACCCGCGGCUUGCGCAAGCCACUGCCAUGGCACACUUGCUCGAAUGCGGCUGCCACUUGACGGGCGGAUACUUUUCGCAUCCGGCAGCCGUCGACCUGUCCCAUUCCCAGCUGGCUCACACUUCGAUGCCCUUCGCCGAGUGCGAUGCGAACGGCCUUGUCACUUUGAGAAAGCCUGCCAACUCACUCGGCGAGCUGUCGGCCAGGACCUGCGCCCAGCAGCUCGUGUACGAGAUUGGCGAUCCGUCCGCUUACAUUACUCCGGAUGUCACAGUCUCCUUUGCGAACGUUUCCUUCGAAGCACUCUCGCCGCACGCUGUGAAGCUCUCCGGAGCCAGCAGCACGGGUCGCUCUCCGACGUUGCUGCGAAUGACGCCCGCUCCCGCAGGUCACAAGGGGUUUGGUGAAAUUUCGUACGGCGGGUUUGGCUGUGUCAAGCGUGCUCAUGCUGCGCAGCUGCUUGUGCGCGACUGGAUGGCUCAGCAGUGGCGUUGGCUCGGCCUCGAUGACGCUGCCGUCGACGCCAAGCUGUCGCGCAUUGCGUCCUACUUGAUUGGGCUGAACAGUCUCACUUUGCUUCCAAGCAUGAAUUCUAUUGGAUCUGGUGCCGAUCUCGGUGUUUCAGAGCCCCCAGAAGUGCGAUUGAGGAUGGAUGGGAUCUUUACCAACUUGGAUGACGCUCAAAUGCUGGCGCGUGAAGUCGAGGCACUGUACACCAACGGCCCCGCAGGCGGCGGCGGAGUCGUCACAAACACGCAGCCAGAGCUCAAACUCCAGCGCACUCUGGUGCCCCGCGACAGUGUCUCGUUCUCGGUGCAAUCGCUUCAUUCCACAGGUCCGACCGACACUACGCGUGCCACAGAGUACAAUGCUACAGCAGAACUGUCGAAAUUGAGCAGUCGUGCGCCUCGACAAUCCGAGACUGCAUUGUCCAACAAUUUGCCUUCAACGCCAGCCCCAGCGAACGUCUCCAUUCCUCUGUAUUCCUGUGCGCACUCGCGUGCCGGUGACAAAGACAACCGCAUCAACAUUAGCAUCAUCCCGCACCACUUUGCCGAUCUUGGCCGGCUGGCUGCUGUCGUCACUCCUGACUGGGUGCGCGCUCGGUUUUCUUCGCUUCUGGACGGUCUCGGCGAGCUUGCUCAAAAUCCCGAGAGCGGCAACUUUGCAACGCGCGAUGCCACCUCGUCGGUCAACGUGAGUGUGUACACGCUCCCUGGCUGCGGAGCCUUGAACGUCGUGAUUGAUGGCGUUCUGGACGGUGGUGUUGCCGUUUCACGCCGCAUCGAUCGGCAUGGCAAAACGCUGUCUGACGUGAUGCUUGCAUUGCAUGUGACUCUUCCGUAGAACAGAGUAAAUGUAUUGUAG